Messenger RNA from Brassica napus (rape), 8306 nucleotides. Its product is annotated as mitogen-activated protein kinase kinase kinase 18-like. NCBI's taxonomy places the organism in Eukaryota, Viridiplantae, Streptophyta, Magnoliopsida, Brassicales, Brassicaceae. Gene Ontology annotation, biological process: protein phosphorylation. The transcript has a single exon. The record is from RefSeq and is a predicted model, not a curated record. Gene Ontology annotation, molecular function: protein kinase activity; ATP binding. The coding region runs from base 5936 to 7261 and encodes 441 amino acids.
GUCCCACUGGGUUUUCCUGGUAAGGUUUUAAUGAGGCAACAUCUAAAGCGUAUUACAAUCCAUGUAUGGUUAUGGCAUCCAAGGGGGAGUGUUAUAAAUCAUAUUGUGGAUGUCCAUAACCGGCCCGGUUCAUAACUGGUCCAAUGCUAGAGAGAGAGAGUCGACCGUGAGGGGAGAGAGAAAGAGAGAGAGAGAGAGAGAGAGAGAAUCGGCAUCUUGCUUUUUCCUUAUUAAAUUAUGAUUUGUAUUCUUUCCAUAUUUGUAUUUCCUUUCUUUAGUCUUUCCAUUAUUCUAUGACGGUGUAAUUCCCUAUAUAUAAAGGGCUCCUUAUGUUUAUGAAUAAUACAGAAACAUAGAUUAUAUUCUCUAGUUUCACAACAUAACUAAUCUUCUAGUUCCAUAAGAGUUUUUUUUUCUAAUAACCUAGGGGGUGUAUUGAAUCUGAAAUUUAAAGUGAUUUGAUUUUAGUGAAUUUUUAGAUGAUUUUAGGUGAAUAUUAUAAUUUGGUGUGAUUUUUGUUAAACAAUUCUAAAAUCUCAUCUAAAAACAUAGAAUUUGAAUUUUUAUUUUUAUAACCGAGAAAUCUCUCUCAAACAUCCUUAAAACAUUUAAAGCACUAUAAUAUCUCUAACUUAAAUUUUGUUCAAUAACAGUGUAUUUAGAGUGUUUUAUAAAAUGACAAGUUCAAUAACAUUGUAUUUUAAAGUGGUUUUUAAAAUCGUCGUUUGAACAUUUUGAUACAAAUCAUGUGAAACUUUUAGUUGAAUACACCCCCAGUGUAUUCGACGCGUCGAGUCCAACCGACUAACUUCUUAUAAGUUUGUCAACCAGUACCAAGCAUACUCAAAUUGCUCGCAGUGAAAAUUAAAUAUCCAUGAUUGGCCACGCAAACAGACAUAUCUGAAAUGGUAGGUUUCAAAUCCGAAAUGCUUACCACAUUUCCAAAAUAUAUAUUGGGGAUGAUUGGUUGGAUUAUAGCAAAUAAAUUUAUCUUUAAUUUUCAUCUACAACCAUAGAAAUUACCAAUCAUGCAUUAUGUAGUUUUUAAAGGUAAAACCACAAAUUUAAAGUAAUGGCUCUAAGAGCCUUCUUUUCUAAAGCAAAAAAAUAUUGAUGUAGAAUUUUUUUUUUAAUUUUUAUUAUUUUUUCAUUUAAUUUCCACAACUACGUUAGUUACAACUACAUCAAAAAAAUUUACAGACUAAAUUCUGCGGUAAAUUUUUAUAGUUACAGUUCAACCAAUCGUUCCCAUUGACUUGGACUUUUCAUAUGUUGCUUACAAACCUUACCAAACUAAUCAAAAGUAUAAACCGCGAAGUUUUGCGUUUUUCAUUUUUAAAAAGCCAAGUCAAUAUAUAGAACUAAUCUUAUACCUAAUUAGCAUACUUAUACUACUACAUUAGACGUGUCGUAUGCACUCGGCUAAAUUUAAAAUUUCUUAACAAUCAGUUUAAAAUUUUCACUACUAAUCUUCAGUACAUUAGGUUCAUGGACAUGGCGUAAAUUAUUGAAACUUCGUCCUUUGGCUUAUGAGUUUAUGCGAUUUGAUGUACAAGAUGGCUGUUCUACCUAUUUUUGGUUCGAUAACUGGCUUGGAUUGGGCAAGCUGCUGGAUCAAACGGGUGAACUAGGGAUAAGGUAUCUGGGGAUCGAGAGAGAAGCUACUGUCGCCGCAGCAGCUAGUGGUACUGGCUGGAGAGUUCGCAGUCGGGGACAGUGAAGGUUCCCUGAGAUAUAUGCGAAACUUGUAGCAGUCCAGGCUCUGGACUGUCUAUCAGGUAAUGAUAAAUUUCUUUGGAGGCAGGAUAAUCAGGAGUAUAAGCAUGGGUUCUCCUCUUCUCAAACUUGGAAUCAGAUUCGUACCAAGAAACAAAAGGUCCCCUGGAGAAAGCUUGUUUGGUUCUCUCAGGAAGUGCCUAGACAAUCGUUCAUGGUUUGGCUUGCGUUCAACAAUAGACUGUCUACGUGAGAUCGCAUGAGGACCUGGGGAAUAGAGCAAUGUUGCAUGUUUUAAGCUAGAUGGGCUUCCAACCUAAAACCAAUUGGUGAUAAGUGGAGUGACCCAUCUAUCUUAUAUAUUACUAAAGAUCCCUUUCAACUAUCGAUGUAGGACAUUUGUCCCUAAUAUGCCCCCUCGAGAUGAUGGCUCUUUAAGCGUCAAUCUCGGAAUGUUUGGGCAAGGAUCGAGGGCCAACUUUGGGCCGGGUCGAUGUGGAUCGGGUUGGACUGCGUGGACCGGGCUCUGAUACCAUUUUAAGCUAGAUGGGCUUCCAACCUAAAACCAAUUUGUGAUAAGUGGAGUGGCUUAUCUAUCUUAUAUAUUACUAAAGAUCCCUUUCAACUACCGAUGUAGGACAUUUGUCCCUAAUAGCAUGCUCUGUGGAGAGAAAAAUGAGACAAGGGACCAGCUUUACUUCGCAUGCCCUUACUCUUUCACCAUUUGGAUGAAUAUUGCAGAACGAAUCCUUGGCCAAGUAAUCUCACCUGAUUGGGAAGAAACGGUAACAGCUCUUAUGCACCCUAAUAGGACUCGCAUGGACACCAUUCUCUUGAGGCUGAACUUCCAUUGCACCAUUUAUGCAAUCUGGAUGGAGAGAAAUUCGAGACGACAUGGAGGAGUCUAGAUCUCAGCGGAUGAACUCACUCGCAGGAUUGGUAAACUGGUUCGGACGCAUAUCCUCACUACGCUACGUAUGGCCUCACCCGCUUGCUGGGCUCUUAAGAAGAUGGUUUGAACUUAAUUAAGAGCAAACCUUUUACAAUGCAUUUUUUCAUUCUUUGUCCUAGUUAGCCAAGCAUAGCUUCACAUAAUUCUUGUAAAUGUUCCUUACAUUGCUCAAUAAAUUUGAUAUUCAAUCAAAAAAAAAAUCUUCACUACUAAUAUUAAUAACCUCAAAUCAUGUGAAAAUACUUCUAACCAAAUCAAAAUUUAUGAUAAUGCUCUAUGUUAAAAGUUCUCAUAAAUCCAUCACUAGCCAGUCCUAACAUAAACAGUAAGCUUUCACCCAAAAAAAAAAUAUAUAAACAGUAAGCAAUCCACGUUAUUUCUUAAAAUUUAUUUUAUAUGUUUCUUUAGUAUCGCGGUUGAAAAUCCAAAUGCACCAGUCUGGACAUACCUCUGUCCAUAUCACAUGCAUGAAUCCGCGUUUCCCACCCAGCCAGCCCCAUGACAAAAAAUGUAAAACUUUGAUGAGCUCCAACUGUAUUCUCUGAGCAAAAGCAAACACGAAUAAAUAUUUAUUUUCGAAAAAAAGAAACAUGAAUAAAUAUUGGGUUAAUUUGCGUAAUAACUAAUUUUGGAGAUAAAAUUAAAGAUAUAUCAUUGAUUUUGACAUAAUUAAAUUUCCUAGCUUUGGUUUCAUUUUCUUCCGGUUAUAUCCUUCUUCUAUACAAGUUACUGGUAAAUAAAUGAUGUUGAAGUGUAUAAAAGAUGACAGUGAUUAUAAAAGUACAGCUGUGAUAAAAGAUAGAUAAAAUGAACAUGAUAAAUGGUAAUAAACGAAAUAACAUACUAGUAUAUAUUGUAUAAAUUUUGAAAUAUCUAUAAUUGCAGGAAAAGAGGUAAUGCUUACCCCAACGUCAACUCAAACCUUCCAUAAACUAAACCUAAAACACUAAUCACUAAACUCUAAAAGGACAUAUAAACCCUAACCCAAAUAUCAAAAAAUAUGCACAUAGUGCAUAAUAUGAAGCAUUAUCAAAAUAGAAUAGUAACAAACGAAAUAGCAUAAUCCAUAUUUUUCAAAUUUUGAAAUGUUUAUUAUUGGAGGAAGGAGAUAAUGUUUACCCCAACGUCAACCCAAACCUUCUAUAAACUAAACCCAAAACACUAAUCACUAAACCCUAAAAGGAAAUAUAAACCAUAACUCAAAUAUCAAAAUAUGCACAUAAUACAUAAUAUGAAGCAUUAUCAAAUAGAAUAGUAACAAACCAAAUAGCAUAAUACAUAUUUUUCAAAUUUUGAAAUGUUUAUUAUUGGAGGAAGGAGAUAAUGUUUACCCCAACGUCAACCCAAACCUUCUAUAAACUAAACCCAAAACACUAAUCACUAAACCCUAAAAGGAAAUAUAAACCAUAACUCAAAUAUCAAAAUAUGCACAUAAUACAUAAUAUGAAGCAUUAUCAAAUAGAAUAGUAACAAACCAAAUAGCAUAAUACAUAUUUUUCAAAUUUUGAAAUGUUUAUGAUUGGAGGAAGGAGGUAAUGCUUACCCCAACGUUAACUCAAAAUUUCCAUAAACUAAACCCAAAACACUAAUCACUAAACCCUAAAAAGAAAUAUAAACUCUAACCCAAAUAUCAAGAUAUGCAUAUAGUACAUAAUAUGAAACAUUAUCAAAUAGAAUAGUAACAAACGAAAUAGCAUAGUACAUAUUUUUUAAAUUUUCAAAUGUUUAUGAUUGCAGAAAGGAGGUAAUGCUUACCCCAACUUCAAUCCAAACCUUCUGUAAACUAAACCCAAAACGCUAAUCACUAAACCCUAAAAGAAAAUAUAAACCCUAACUCAAAUAUCAAAAUAUGCAUAUAAUACAUAAAAUAGUAACAAACGAAAUAACAUAGUAUAUAUUGUCUAUAUAGCAUAGUACAUCCAAGAACUUACGAUACAAACGAGGGCGCCUCAACCGUAACGCCGUUGUGAUCUGUAGAUUUUAUGGCUAUGGUGAUUGUGGUUCAGUGAUGAAUGUGAAUAUGAAUGAGGUGAGAAUAAUUAUGAAAAAGGGAUAUUGAUUAUAGAAAAAGAAAUAGUCUUUAAAGAGACGAUAAAUACAAAGCACAGUAGAGAAUUAGUGAUGAUCGUAUUUGUAACGGCGUCGGAAGGCAAGGUGGUAGAGAUGAAAGCAGAUUAAUAGAGGUUGUUAAUCGAAAAAGAAAAAUAUAUAUUUUCAUCUUUCAUUAACCGGUUACAGUAUUAUAGUAUAUAUUACAUAAAUAAUGGAAGUAUUUUUUUUUUGGUUAGAUAUUUAAUUAUGUUUUGUUUCGUGGCUAUCCAUUCUAAUUUUCCUCCCAGCUUGCAUUCUAACUAAAGACAUUAGCUUCGACCACACAUUUUAUUUUCUUUACAGCCGCGUAAACAAAUAAAAUAAAUAGUUAAAUUAUAAACUUUGAUGAGCUAAUAAAUCCUUUUUAAGCAGUGUGGAUUAAUCUCGUUGCCACGUUAAAUGGUCUUAAGAACUUGAUCUGGUCCUCGCUUCCGUCACGUGAUGGUUUCCCGCGUGUUAUUAAAAACUCAUAACGGUCUUUACCCACUCCCCUUCUGCCACGUGUUCAUUUUUAUUUUGCCCACUCAAAAAUGCACUCAAAAAUGCUACCAGAAUCUCUGAGGUUAGUGUGUUAAAUGCAAUUAACUCAAAACAUACUCUGCAAUUAAGUACUGUCUUACAUUAUCAAUUAACUUAAUGCAAAUGAAUAACUCUCAACAUGCAGCUGUUGGCAACAUUAGGUUCUGCAUUGCUUUGGACGCAAUACCAUCCUAGUUUAGGGAUAGUAUAUUACUAGUAUAUACUCUCUUUAAAAAGAUAUGACACUGAGUAAAGGAUAUACAAACCAUAUAGUUAAGUUCCCAGUUGUACUUCUUUUUCCUAAUAAGUAAUAGUUGUCCUCAGUAUAUGAUUCACGCAAGUAUUCUUAAAACUCAGACUAAGCGACGUAUGUUAUACUAAUAUUCGAGCAUCUUGAGCUUCCAACAACUGCUGUGACAAAGAAAACAUAUAGUAGUAAUCUAAGUGAAAGAUAAGAUAAAAAUAAUGCCAAAGUCACAUACACACACUUCAACAUACCCAAAACACACACACAUUUAAAUGCAUUCGUAUACUAUUAUCUCUCUCUAUAUAUAUAUAAGCUUCUUAUUACCCAUUUCAUAAAAAACUCAAACCUCUAAGAUCAUUUCUUUCACUCUCUGAUCUCACAACUACGCUGCUUUUAUUUGCUCUGUUCCAAUGAACGUUACUUGGACAAGAGGACCAACCAUCGGCCGUGGCUCCACCGCCACCGUCUCAAUAGCAACUUCAAACUCCGGUGAGAUCUUCGCCGUCAAAUCCGCCGACAUUUCUUCCUCAGCUUUCUUGCAGAAAGAGCAAUCCAUAUUGUCUACACUGAGCUCUCCUCACAUAGUCAAGUACAUAGGCUCUAGUCUAACGUGCGAGAACGACCGACUUGUCUACAACAUCCUUGUGGAGUACGUUUCCGGCGGGAGUCUUCACAGUUUAAUCAAGAACUCAGGCGGGAAGUUGCCGGAGCCGGCGAUCAGAUCGCACACGCGUCAGAUUCUCAAGGGACUGAAGUAUCUUCACGAGAGAGGGAUCGUUCACUGCGACGUGAAGAGCCAGAACGUGCUGGUUGGAGAAAACGGCGUCGUUUCAAAGAUCGCUGAUUUGGGUUGUGCUAAACCGGUUUUUAACUCGGGAUUUUCCGGUACGCCGGCGUUUAUGGCGCCGGAGGUUGCUCGUGGUGAAGAACAGAGGUUUCCGGCUGAUGUAUGGGCUUUAGGGUGUACGGUGAUCGAGAUGAUGACUGGAUCAAGCCCUUGGCCGGAGCUAACCGAAGCCGUUGCGGGGAUAUAUAAGAUUGGAUUCUCAGGCGAGUCGCCGGAGAUUCCUGAGGGGAUAUCGGAGAAAGGUAAGGACUUUGGGAUGAGGUGUUUGAAGGUUGAUCCGAAACAGAGAUGGACGGUGGAAGAGUUGCUUAAACACCCUUUUCUCGACGACGAAGAAUCUCAAUCUAUCGGUUACCUGCAGAACACGUCUUCUCCGAGCACUGUGUUGGAUCAACGGUUUUGGAGUUCAUGCGAAGCCUCGAAAGAUCACUCCUUUUCGAUGGAUCACGAAGACCCUUUUGCUGGUUACUCGGAUCCUUGGCGUUCGCCGGCUGAUCGGAUCGAGCGACUCGCCGGAGAUGAAGUUACUACCGCUCCCAUUUGGGAUCCUGCAGACGACGGCGAGUGGAUUCAAGUGAGGGGAAAUGUUACUGGAGAAGUCAAGAAACGCGUCGGCUAUGGCGGUGAAGACGUGAUUUGCGUUGAGGUAACGUCAUCGUCGCAAGUGAUUGAAGUAGUUGACUAUUGGAUACCGGAUCAAGAGAGCUUGCUGUCGGAAUAUUCCUCUCACGACGUCAUUGCUAGUUCUUACUGUAAUGUUACUAUUGAAGGAAAUGUAAUUUUAUUUUAUUAUUAUCACAGUGUUGGAGAUAGGAAUGUACUAAUAAAGAAAAUCUUUCGUAAUUAUAAUGGAACACGAAAAAACAUCUUAUCUGUCAAAUUGCAUUGACAAUAAGUCUUUGUGUUCUUGUUGGAUAUUAAGUAAAAAAGACAACUCUACAAUUAGGUAUGAGACUGACUAUAGUCUAUAGAAGAAGUCAAUAUGUAAUUUGGUCAAUUUAUCUACUAGUCAUUUUUAACACAAUGUGUUUACGUUAAAUCAGAGAAAACCCCGUUUGUGAACACAGACGACUCUUUCGGGUUACAGAAUCAAAACCGACUUUUACUUACUAGCACCAAAAACGUUUUGGUUUCUUUCUUUCCUUUUUUCUAAGACUAGCCACUCCCUUUCACAAAUCAAACACGUAACAACAACUCAUACACGCCGUUCUUUAUGGUUUUGUUUGCAAUAACGUUUGAAACUUUGAAUAUGAAUGUGUGUUUUUUUACAAUCUAAACAUGUUCAGUGAACUGUUUAAACGUAUAACUAGCAUCAUGUUAGGUGAAUAAGGCAGACUAGUUAACUUCCACCGUUUGAAAGUUUAGAAACACUUAUACUGUAAUACUGAUAUACACCGACACGGACGAUUGCGUCGGUCGAUAUAGUUGAUAUAUAGUUCUACUACUCUAGAGCCACCUUUCGAACAUUCCUACUUUGAGACCGAUACCUAACAAAACUAAUAUUAUAAGUCACUGCCGUGCAAUUUAUUAGGUAACGUCUCUACAAAUAAGUGCAACAUUAUAUUUUUUUGUUUUCUCCCGUACUUAUCCAAGGACAACAAUAUAACAAUAUCAUUGGCAUUAAAAAAACCUUUGGUCGACAAAAAUUCCAAAUCACUUUCACUGGUAUAAAAUGUGUUGUAUAGUACAAUUAUUAUCAUUUGUCUCUUUUAAAGCAUUUAAACAAUUAUCUAAACCAGGUGAUUUGUCAAACUCAAAACUUGACUUUGAUUGCAAAAGUAUACGCAAACUUGAAUUAAAUGCAAAACUAACAUACAAGUCUUGUGAAAUUACGGCCAGCCUCUUGUGGACAAACAAAAAAAACAUUAGUCAUUUUUACGAAUAUAGCCCCAGUAAGUCGUCUGAGAUGCUGGAAGUCUUCUAGACGACCUACA